GUGAUUUCUGAUCCAGAGAGUAAACAUUAAUUUUCUUCAACCAAGGCCAAAUUCACCAUCGGAAAAAACUGAAUUUAAUUCAGCUGGAUACGUUAACACAACAUUUAAUAGGUAUUUAAUAAUUCAGAGGCAGUACGAAGUUCACCGGGUCAGCUAGUAAUUAUAUAAAAGAAAUGGCAAUCAAGCGGGAGCGUUCUAUUAUUUUCAGACAUUGUCCGAGUAAUAAAUAAGAUAUUUUUCAAUCUACUCAAUGAAAUGGAGGUAAAUAAAUUACCAGUUACAGUCAUAAACGCAGACAAUACAACAAAUACGCAUUCGUUUAUCUACAAUGGAAAAAGUACAGGAAUAUUACGAUUUUAUUGUGCCUGUGGUUCUUGAAGCUGGGAAAAUUUUCAAAGAUGUCCAAGAAAUUGAGGCAGAAAGUAAAGGCGAAGGGAAAUGGGACAUAGUCACAAUUUAUGAUAGGAAAAUUGAGGACAUUUUGGUAAAUCAAAUCAAAAACAAAUAUCCUGAUCAUAAACAUAUUGCGGAAGAAGAAGUAUCGAAAACAAAAAACAAAAAACUAGAACUGACCAACAGCCCCACAUGGAUUAUCGAUCCCAUAGAUGCCACUGCGAAUUUUGUCAGAAGAAUUCCCAUGAUAUGUAUUUCAAUUGGUUUUACUAUCAACAAGGAACAAGUUUUGGGAAUUGUUUAUAAUCCUUAUAUGGAUGAAUUAUUUACAGCAAUUAAAGGAAAAGGGGCGUUUUUGAAUGGUCAAAGAAUUCACACCACCAAUUGUACAGAAAUUCAAAAGUCUUUAAUGGAGUAUCCAAUCGGUGUAGCGGCUAAGAAGUCACUUUACAAUUUGUACAUGUAUCGUUUCAAGCAUCUAAUGAAAAAUGUUGCUGGAAUCCGUGCUUUUGGGGGUGCUGUUCUAGGACAGUGUUAUGUGGCGUGUGGAAAAAUUGACGCUUAUCAAUGCGAUGGACUGUAUCCGUGGGAUGCAGCUGCUGGCACUCUUAUUGUGAAAGAAGCUGGAGGGUAUGUUGCAGAUUCUUCAGGGAAAGAAUUUGAUCUAAUGAAUCCAAAUUUCAUAGUAACAGCGACUAAAGAAUUAUGCGAUCAGUAUUUGGAAGUUGAGAAAAAAGCCGAUGAAGAGCGAACUGAACGCGUAAUAUAGGAUUGUCAAUAAUACAUGUCUUAUAAUAAUUAUGAACUCAUUAUACGGAGUUGUUCAAAAAUACUACAUAAGUACUAAUAUUUGUUGUGUUUUUUUUUUGCCAUCUAGAACCU
This is a messenger RNA of Ceutorhynchus assimilis (cabbage seed weevil), 1275 nucleotides long. Lineage: Eukaryota; Metazoa; Arthropoda; Insecta; Coleoptera; Curculionidae. The record is from the annotation of a GenBank genome assembly.